Messenger RNA from Manihot esculenta (cassava), 1113 nucleotides. RefSeq lists its product as uncharacterized. The transcript has 3 exons. Lineage: Eukaryota; Viridiplantae; Streptophyta; Magnoliopsida; Malpighiales; Euphorbiaceae. The coding region runs from base 170 to 793 and encodes 207 amino acids. The record is from RefSeq and is a predicted model, not a curated record.
UUAGGCGAAAUUGAUCAGACAAAACCACCAACGGGAACAAUAACAAGAAGGGAGUAGUCCCACGCGGCCUGCUAGGAACAGAGCCACGUGGCGACUAAUUCCAUGCGCCUUUUGUCUAAAAGGAGCGUAUAUGUUAUAUACGCAAUCAUCAUCAUCAUCUCUUUUGUGAAUGCUUCUACUACUAAAUAGUACUAAACAUUCAAGCUGUAGAAUUAGAGGAAUGGGCCAGGCAUUUCGUCGAGCAUCUGGCAGAAUCCGAGCCACCGAUCCAUCUCCGACUCCCAAGAGCGCAGGUGAACGCAGGUCUCCCGUGGCCACCACUGAUAACGCCGAUAUCUCUAGGAGAACCACCCAAUAUAACAAUCAAGAAAGUCUUGAUUCUGAUGGUGCUCCGAGAGUGAAUGCUGACAACGUCCUUGAACAACGAGAUCCACAAUUUGAUGCAAUGCUUAGUCAAAUGGUGGGUAGAAUUAGAUUAAAGCCUGGAGGCAAACUUGAGAUUGGUGAGGCAGCUGUUGUAGAAAGGUAUAAUAGACCCAUGCCAAAGCUGCGGGACACAAAACCUGAUUCCGGCAGGUAUGAAGAAAGACCUGCUCCUCAAGGAACUCUGAAUGUGGCACAGCUGCGCCACAUCAUGCUUCUGCAUCAAGGCAAAGCUGAUGAUCAUAAUGGGCCAAUGGACAUACACCAGAUUGCUCAGAAGUUUCGACUUGAAGUUGCGCUGGUGCAACGAAUCUUGCAGUUUGUAUCACUGCCACCGGAGGACAGUAAUAAACGGAAAAGCUAUCAGUGAUCCUGUCUUUCACUUCUGCUCUGUUGAAUAAGGGAGAGUAAAUGCUGCAACCUGAAAUUUUAUCAGCUGGGCGGGCGCGGGCAACUAUGGUUUCAUGUACUUCUCGGAGCAAAUAUAACUAUUUGGUGGCCGCAAGUAUCUGGAAAUAGCUGUACAAUUUUCACAUUCCAAUAUUUUUUAGGCUAUUUUAGUUAGACUUCAGGUAAAUUAUUUAAUAAAAUUAUUCCGUUCAUGUCGUAUAAAUCAGAAUUGUAACUGUAAUCUUUUUACUCCUCACGAUAGCUUCCAUAAAUUUCGAAGCUUGUCUUCUUGUUUCACCC